AUCAGUGUUGAAACACGCACAAACAGGCAAAUCUUUUUGUUUAUAAUAUAAAUGCAAGUAUAAAUAUUAAUUGCCGAUAUUGUUGAAACCCAUAAUGGAUAAAUUGAACUCCACGUUGACCGCCGUGAAGAGCCUGCGCUCGAAUGUGCGACAGUGCUUCGAGCAUUUGGCGGACGGCACUGAUGGCGAGGCAGCGGAGGAGAGUCGCAAUAAAUUUGUUCACGAAUUCCAAGAUAAAUUUGGUGCAAUAAAUUCACAAUUGCGGGAAGUCGAACAGCUGAUCAAUGCCCUACAAGUGCCACAAACGGCUUACUCCUUGGGCAACACUGCUUAUUUGGCCCUGGAGACGGCACAAGACCGGCACACUUUAUAUCCCCAGUUGGUCAAUAGUUACAAAUGGAUUGAUAAAGUGCACGAUCACAGUUUUCUGGCCUUCAACAAUCUCAAUCAGAACACCUUGAGACGAUCGUACAACUAUUGCUCACAGAAGCGACCACGAUUGCCCUUCUCCUCAUUCAAUAAUGAUCCAGAUCACAUAGAUAAGCUUCUCAGCGAAAUUAACACACCACCGCACACGUCUUAUCGAGUAUUUAGGCCAUUCGGAUCCAAUGCAGUGGCUAUUGUCACCAUUAGCAAUGUGUUGAAAGCAGCCAUUGUGUUUAAGGGCGUCCUCAUUGAGUGGGUGACUGUCAAGGGCUAUGAUGAGCCACUCGAACAGGAUGAUCUAUGGGCCGAGUCGCGUUACGAGGUCUUUCGCAAGGUCCAGGAGCAUGCCCAUUCCGCCAUGCUCCACUUUUUCUCACCCACUUUGCCCGAUUUGGCCGUCAAGAGCUAUGUGACCUGGUUAAAUAGCCACAUUAAACUUUUCCUGGAGCCCUGUAAGCGAUGCGGCAAAUACAUAGCCAGCGGUUUGCCACCCACGUGGCGCGAUCUGCGCACUCUGGAACCAUUUCACGAAGAGUGUCGCAAUUGCUGAUAUUAAAUAGUAUAAUUAACUCUAGACAUAACUUGGAUACUUCAUUUAUUUUCAAAAAGAAAACAGAAAAAAAUUA
Messenger RNA from Drosophila willistoni, 1052 nucleotides. It is a transcript of the gene MED27, whose product is annotated as mediator of RNA polymerase II transcription subunit 27. Lineage: Eukaryota; Metazoa; Arthropoda; Insecta; Diptera; Drosophilidae. Gene Ontology annotation, biological process: regulation of transcription by RNA polymerase II. The coding region runs from base 95 to 976 and encodes 293 amino acids. Gene Ontology annotation, cellular component: mediator complex. Gene Ontology annotation, molecular function: transcription coactivator activity. The record is from RefSeq and is a predicted model, not a curated record. The transcript is spliced from 3 exons.